GCACCUGGUGGCAAUAUCCGAAAAGAGCAGGUGGCAACGCCAAAGCCAGAUUGUUUAUAUCGCUUGCGAGCCAUAUUUCUAAUUUUUUAAUCAUAUUUACGGCAUUUGCUAUGCAGAUCACAAUCAAAGUGCUCAAGGGCCAGGACUGCACGAUCGAGGUCUCGCCGACAUCGACGAUUCUGGAGGUGAAACACCAGAUCGAGGCGGAACUGCAGAUAUCGGCGGCGAAUCAAAAGCUAUUGCUACUGGGACGCCCGCUAAACAACGAACAGACAAUUGCAUCCUAUCCCAACAUCAAAGAGGGCACCAAACUCAAUCUGGUGGUGAUAAAACCCUGUCUGAAGGACAGCAUUCUGCGGGGAUUCCGCAAGCACUAUCCGGAACUCCAGGCAGAGCGUCUAACCAAUGAGUUUAUGGCCGAUUUCGAGAGGAAAAUCAACGAGCAGAGCCUGGACGAUUUGGAGAGAUUGGCCGACAGUAUAGUCAGCAGAGCGAGCACAUAGCGCCACUGAAGACCUAACACCCACCACCCCCCAAAUAUGACGGAAGUCCAUCCCCACACCAUAAUGUUUUUAUUUCCCCCCCUAACAAAAAAAAUGAGGUAGUAAAAAUUAAGACUUGACUGAAAA
Drosophila teissieri is the source of this 629-nucleotide messenger RNA. RefSeq names its product ubiquitin domain-containing protein DSK2. The record is from RefSeq and is a predicted model, not a curated record. Gene Ontology annotation, molecular function: protein binding. Gene Ontology annotation, biological process: post-translational protein targeting to endoplasmic reticulum membrane. The coding region runs from base 111 to 503 and encodes 130 amino acids. Lineage: Eukaryota; Metazoa; Arthropoda; Insecta; Diptera; Drosophilidae. The transcript is spliced from 2 exons.